UCGAGAGGAAAUAAUGUUUUAGAAUAUAUAUUUCUCCAGCCUCAUAUCUACCAGCUCUAUCAUUGAAGCGCAGAGGGUGUGUGAGGGUGUGACGUAGGGCACAGAGAGAAUGCGCAUGCGUGAGAGAUCCCCAGCCAUGAGCGCUUCCUCACAUCUCAAGACGCGUCUCUUCUCGUCUCUCCAGGUAGCAGCUGAAUUACACCACAGCCAGCAGCAUGGGAGGCUAGUACCCGUAGCCGGGGCAUCUACUCACUGAAGGACCGAAGGGCCAGUCUGACCCCUACCGCCCCCCUUCAGCCCGGCCAACGCGUCCGUCCGUCCCCGCCGCCCUCACCAUGUCUGAGGAGGACCGCGGCCCCUUCGUGGACUGGGCCCUGCUGGGCGAGACCCCCGAGGCCGGCGCGCCCGCCAAGCUGGACCUGAAGGACCUGAAGCAGCAGGCGCGGCAGGGCCAGUGGUCCCGGAGCCACGCGCUGCGCUGCCAGGCCUACCGCCACCUCAUCGGGGCCGUGCCCUGCCGCGCCGUCACGUCGGACGCCGCCGUGUACCGCGACCUCAUGGCCGGCGCCGCCCAGAAGCCCGCCUCCGCCUUCCCCCUGCCCGACUUUGUGGACGACAGCCCCGUGCCGCGCUACGCCCUGCGGGCGGAGGCGGUGGCGUCGGUGCACCGCGUGCUCUCCUGCGUGGCGGGCCAGUUCCCCGACAUCUCGCACUGCCCCACGCUGCCCGCCGUGGCGGCGCUGCUGCUGCACUUCAGCGGCGACGAGGCGGCGUGCUUCGAGCUGACGGGCCGCCUGCUGGCGUGCAACGACCCCGGCCGCCGCUUGCUGGACCAGACCUACCUGGCCUACCGCUCGUCCUGCAUGACCUUCGGCGACCUGGCCACCAAGCACUGCCCGGCCGCGCACAAGCUGGUGGUGGGCGCGGCGCGCGACGCGCCCGAGGUGUACGGCGACUGGCAGCGCUGGGUGCUGGGCGACCUGCCGUUCGGCCACGCGGCCCGCGUGCUGGACGUGUUCCUGGUGGAGGGCUACAAGGUGCUGUACCGCGUGGCCCUGGCGCUCCUCAAGCUCUACCGCAAGCACAAGGCCGGGGCGGCGGCGGGGGGCGGGGCGCAGCCGGCGCCGCCGCCGCCGCAGCAGGAGGCGGCGGCGGCGGUGCGGGAGGACAUCCAGGCCUUCGUGAGGAACAUCGGCGCGGCGGCGACGCCGGAGAAGCUGCUGGAGAAGGCCUUCUCCAUCCGCCUGUUCAGCCGCAAGGAGAUCGCCCUGCUGCAGGCGGCCAACGAGAGGUCGCUGCAGCAGAAGGGCAUCACCGUCAAGCAGAAACGGUACCAGCGUAACGUGCAGCUGUCCCUGAACCCCGACACCUUCUCCUCUGAGAUCUUCACUGCCAAGGAGAUGCGCGAUGUCUGGGCGUGGAUCCCUGAACGCUUCGCCCUGUGCCAACCUCAGCUCGUCUUCACCACCGCCACGCACGGCUGCAGCCUCAACCGGUUCUACUCCCACUGCGAGGGCUAUGAACCCACCCUGCUCCUAAUCCGAACCACAGCCGGAGAGGUGUGCGGAGCGUUCCUCUCCACUGAUUGGGAGGAGCGUAAGAGAGGAGGGAACAAGCUGAGCUUCUUCGGGACGGGGGAGUGCUUUGUCUUCAGGAUGAAGCCCGAGAUGGAGCGCUAUGAGUGGGUGGUGAUCCGCCAUCCUGAGCUGGCCUCCGCAGUCAAGACGGGCGGCCAGGAGGGGUCGGGCGAGGUCGGGGGUCAGAACUCAGACGGCAGCAGCAGCCUGCAACAGCCCGAGAGGCCAGCGGGGGAGCUGUCCCCCUUCCUCGCUGCUCGCCACUUCAACCUCAACUCCCGGAACACGUCCAUGUUCAUGGCCGGGAGCUUUGACUCCAUCAUCGUAGGAGGGGGCGAGGGCAACGCGCUCUACAUCGACUCUGAGCUGAACCACGGACGCACGGGCAGCUGCACCACCUUCGACAACCCCCCGCUGUGCUCAGAGAGCUUCCAGGUGGCUCUGCUCGAGGUCUGGGGCUUCCAGGACACCAUGGCCCCCGAAUAAACACACACGCACACGCACACACACACACAGUUAAAUAACGGUGAGGGCUUUCCACAACAGUCAAAUACCUACUGCUCUUACGAUUAUUCAAAACAUGUAUCUUCAUUUACAUACCUACAAUUCAAAUCAUUGAAGAACUUUAAUACGUGUUAUAUGUAUUCACUCACAACGCAAGACGUCCAUGGAAAAACCGUCCAAACCAUAGUAACCAAACCAACAUCCGUCCCACAUAAUACGUUUUAAAACAUUGUUUGCUAUUAUUUAUUAUUGGAGUACAUUUUAAAAGAAAUUAAUGUUUUUGUAUAACCAUAUAUGUUUUAACAUUGUGUGCAUAUUGUUUCGGUGUCGUGGCACUGGCAUUUACAAGUAUUGAUGUAGUUGCAUAAAACUACGUACUAUACUAAUAAUACUCCGUAAACCAUUAUUCAGCCACUGUUGAUUUGCUGUUUCUGUGUUUCAUGUCAGGUUGUGAUAUGCACUAGCACUGAGCUUGCAUAACGUUCGAGAAGGAAAGGGUGUGCAGUCUGACUAAUGCCAUUAACAAAUGCUACCAUCCUGGAGCUAAGUGUUGUGGUCUUCUAGGGUUGGGUUUGGUGGGUGGGUCUGAUGGGAAGGGCAUUGCUGUGAGAACCCAGGAUGGCUAGGUGGUCUGCUUUCAUUUCAUCAUGUGGUUGGUUAUCCAACUACCCAGACUACAGCUCUGUGCAGGAACACCUAGCUAGCUGAAGCUUUGUACCUGUGUUGUAAGGAGACACACGACUCCCUCUGCAGUACCUAACCUGCGUAGGUUGAGACAAUAGGCAAAUUUGUUUUCAUCAAAAUAAUGUUUCCCAACAGCAGCAAUCAAGUAGAUGAACCAUCGGGGAGGAUGUGUGGUGAUGCUGGUUUCACCGUGCACAUUUAUUUCUUAAUGCACAACAGGUGUGCAGCCUGCUGAAGGCUGCUGAAACCAGCCGUCAUCCACACACUCCACAACCAUGAACAUAAGUGACAUCACAAGUGGGCGUGUUCACCCAGAGAUACCAGCCUACCCAGUAGGCUGAUCUCUCCAUCAUCCAUCUGCGUGGACACUCUCACUUGUGGCUUUAGGGUCGCUUGAAAUGGCUUUUAAUGGCUAAUCACCAUCACACCUAAUAGUAAAGGGGCCCUUUGAUCAUCAAUCACUUUCCCAGUUGUGUGUUGGUCGUCGAUGGUGAUGCGCGAUGCAUGGGCGGUAUCACGUGUGCUUUCUGCUAAUACUGCUACUUAGUGGUUGGUUAAGCCGUUGGAAUGAGAGACCAGAGGGAACUGGUCUAGUAGUAGGGAUCAGGUGCACGCCCACGUGUGUGUCUGAACCGUCUCUCUGGGGAGAUCCUUGAAGUGGAUUUGGUGCUUUGUUUUUGUGUUCAUAUUGAAUAUCGUUGAAUAUCACUUGUUCUCCCUGCAGCAAGUGUGGGUUCCGUGCUCCCGGUUGUGAAGUGUGUGGGGUAUGUCUAGUUGUUGUGAGGGCGGUUGUGUGAAAAAUGUGUGUGAUUUGUACUGAAAGUGUAAGAAUUUGGAUUACCUCUGUAUUUCAAAUCCAAAGGGAUUUAUAUUCUCUGACUAUUGCACUGUAUAUCUCUGUCUCUAGCCAUCUCUCUGUUAUCUGCCACUCUUGGUCACCUCUCUUUCCUUCUCCCUCUAUCGGGCUCUGAGUCCCGCUAGAUUUCUGUCUCUCUUCUUCCAUCCUCUCAGCUAGUGCGAACCUAUCCGUCCAAAUGUUUUGGAGAAGUCCUCGGCCAUGGUGUGGCCGUUGAACAUCACCGCCAUCCGCAAAACUCCUAUGUAUUGUACAUGUAUUGUACAUGUGCUGCAGUCCUAAUACUAUCCCUCCAGUAAACCUAAAGUCCCUGAUCCCUGCUAGUAGUGUUUGUUGUGUAGAUGUUGAGGACCUUACUCCGCCGUCUCAGCCACGAGAUAUGGAAACACUUUCACAGUUUGGUAGAAGGAUUGUCUACCAAUAUGUCGACCUGACCUUUGAGCCUCUCUACCACCCAACUUCUUCCUCUGUGCUACAGUUAAGUCAAGGAGGUAUAAAGUAUGGAUAUAAAUGUUGGAUGUACUGAUAAUGACAUAUAUGUGUAUAAAGUGAAUACGUCAAUACUGAGAACCUUACCUUGUCAAUACAGAGCUGUUUCCAAAUAAAGGUGGUAUCGGAGA
Gadus macrocephalus (Pacific cod) is the source of this 4241-nucleotide messenger RNA. RefSeq names its product TBC1 domain family, member 24 (gene tbc1d24). NCBI's taxonomy places the organism in Eukaryota, Metazoa, Chordata, Actinopteri, Gadiformes, Gadidae. The record is from RefSeq and is a predicted model, not a curated record. The coding region runs from base 336 to 2063 and encodes 575 amino acids. The transcript has 8 exons.